This is a messenger RNA of Penicillium canescens, 1086 nucleotides long. Its product is annotated as ankyrin repeat domain-containing protein. Gene Ontology annotation, cellular component: nucleus; cytoplasm. Lineage: Eukaryota; Fungi; Ascomycota; Eurotiomycetes; Eurotiales; Aspergillaceae. The record is from RefSeq and is a predicted model, not a curated record. The coding region runs from base 1 to 1086 and encodes 361 amino acids. The transcript has a single exon. Gene Ontology annotation, molecular function: protein binding.
AUGUCAUCACAACAGCAAACGCAGCAGCAGAUGCAACAGCAAAUUAUGAUGCAUGCUCGCCGACAGCAAAUGCAAAUGAUGGCAGCACAACAAAGAGUCACCAACGGCAACAUACCUCCACGGCAGCAACUGCAACCACAAUCGCAAACAAUGGGCUCAACAUAUGACGAUCUUCCAAUCAAUAGCCCUAGCGAUGUUGAAUUUGUUAAUGGACAUCCUACAUUCUUUGGUCAACCCCCUACCUUUUUCGGUCCUUUUGUAUCUGCCUGCCGACGCGGUCCACUCUCUAUCGUUCAAUCUACUAUAUCUCAAGAGCAACUUACACCAGCAUUCCUUCAUCAUGGCUUGGUACUUGCACUCAGUUCCGGUAAUAUUGAGGUUGCGAGUUAUCUCCUCUCUCAUGGGGCACCGAUUGUUCGCGAAACUCCGGGAAAUGUCCUAUCCGCCCCUCCGGACCAACAAAUUGGUCUCUUCGAACUCCUCGUCCGCCAUGGCUGGACCCCAAAUACCCCAGGCUUUUAUGGUGCUGUCUUACUCCCUAGAAUUGUGACCAACGUCCCUCUUCUUCGUUGGUUCCUUGACCAUGGAGCUGAUCCCAACCUUGGCACGCAACGAGACAACCGUGAUCGCCGCGGCGGACCGGACACAGAUUCAUGCAUCACCCUUGAAAGAGCUGCAGCUCAUGGUCAUGUGGAAGCUGUGCGUAUGAUUCUAAAGGCAGAUGCGCGGAUUGAGAAUGGAUUGCCAUUGCACUAUGCUGCAGGAGCAUGUCCUCCAGGUGGAAAUCCACAUGCUACACAAGUUAAACCGAGCUUGGAUUUCGAUACGAACAGAAUUCCAGUGAUGGCUCUACUGGUAGAGCAUGGGGCGGAUGUGAAUAAGAAAGAGGAAUCACGACAUAUGACACCGCAGUAUGCUAUUGUACAUGCAGUCAUGGCAGGAGCAGUCGAGCGGGUGAGGUGGUUGUUGGAACAUGGGGCAGAUCCAAAUGUUAGAGGCGCUUAUGGAAGUGCAAUCGAACGUGCACGUGCUAUUGGAAAUGAAGAUAUGAUCAGUGUGAUUGAAGGUUUUGUUGAGCGAAGUUAG